Gopherus flavomarginatus (Mexican gopher tortoise) is the source of this 1629-nucleotide messenger RNA. RefSeq lists its product as uncharacterized. NCBI's taxonomy places the organism in Eukaryota, Metazoa, Chordata, Testudines, Testudinidae. The record is from RefSeq and is a predicted model, not a curated record. The transcript has a single exon. Bases 1 to 1629 code for a protein of 542 amino acids.
AUGGAGGACGGCGGCGGCGGGGGCCAGAGCCGGUCGCAGGCGGGGGCCUCGGCGGGGGGCGGCGACGAGAAGUCGGGGGGGCCGUGGACCAAGGACCGGAAGGACCCGGCGGCGCCGGCGGACAAGGAGCAGGAGCUGGUGAGAGCGGGACGCGCCUCCGCACGGGCCGGGCGCGGAGCUGAGUCACGCCGGGCCCGGCCGGCGCCGUAUCGCCCCUGCCCGCGAUACCGCCUCUCCCCCGGCGCCGAUACACCCCGGCGAUACCAUCUCUCCCCCGGCACCGAUACCCCCCGGCGAUACCGCCUCCCCCCCGUCACCGGUACCGCCUCUCCCCCGGCGCCGAUACCACCUCCCCCCCGGCGAUACCAUCUCUCCCCCGGCACCGAUACCCCCCGGCGAUACCGCCUCCCCCCCGGCUCCGAUACUCCCCCCCCCGGCGAUACCGCCUCCCCCCCGUCACCGGUACCGCCUCUCCCCUCGGCUCCGAUACUCCCCCCCCCGGCGAUACCGCCUUCCCUGUCACUGAUACCACCUCCCCCCCGGCUAUACAGCCUCCCCCCUGUCACCGGUACCGCCUCCCCCCCGGCGCCGAUACCCCCCAGCGAUACCGCCUCCCCCCGGCGCCGAUACUCCCCCCCCCCGUCACUGAUACCGCCUCCCCCCCGGCGCCGAUACCCCCCGGCGAUACCGCCUCUCCCCCGGCGCCGAUACCCCCCCCCCCCGGCGAUACCAUCUCCCCCCCGGCGCCGAUACCCCCCCCCGGCGAUACCGCCUCCCCCCCGUCACCGCCUCUCCCCUCGGCUCCGAUACUCCCCCCCCGGCGAUACCGCCUUCCCUGUCACCGGUACCACCUCCCCCCCGGCUAUACAGCCUCCCCCCCGUCACCGGUACCGCCUCCCCCCCGGCGCCGAUAGCCCCCGGCGAUACCGCCUCCCCCCGGCGCCGAUACUCCCCCCCCCCCCGGCGAUACCGCCUCUCCCCCGGCGCCGAUACCACCUCCCCCCCGGCGAUACCAUCUCCCCCCCGGCGCCGAUACCCCUCCCCGGCGAUACCGCCUCCCCCCCCGUCACCGGUACCGCCUCUCCCCUCGGCUCCGAUACUCCCCCCCCCGGCGAUACCGCCUUCCCUGUCACUGAUACCGCCUCCCCCCCGGCUAUCCAGCCUCCCCCCCAUCACCGGUACCGCCUCCCCCCCGGCGCCGAUACCCCCCGGCGAUACCGCCUCCCCCCGGCGCCGAUACUCCCCCCCCCGGCGAUACCGCCUUCCCUGUCACUGAUACCGCUCCCCCCCGGCGCCGAUACCCCCCCCCGGCGAUACCGCCUCCCCCACGGCGCCGAUACCCCCCCCCGGCGAUACAGCCUCCCCCCCCGUCACCGGUACCACCUCCCCCCCCGGCGCCGAUACCCCCCGGCGGUACCACCUCCCCCCCCGGCGCCGAUACCCCCCGGCGAUACCGCCUCCCCCCGGCGCCGAUACUCCCCCCCCCCGGCGAUACCGCCUUCCCUGUCACUGAUACCGCCUCCCCCCCGGCGAUACCGCCUCCCCCCCGGCGCCGAUACCCCCCGGCGAUACCGCCUCCCCCCGGCGCCGAUACUCCCCCCCCGGCGAUACCGCCUUCCCUGUCACUGA